UCUUAGUGAGAUGCAUAGCAUGGUACCUCUGUUUACACACUGCACUCCAGCUUCUAAACAAGUCAAGAAGAGUAUAAAGUCCAACAUUUAUUAAUUUCUAGUGAACUGUAAAUCAAUAUCACUAAGCAUUGAUGCAGUUGCUUUGGGUUCAUACUUGAAAAAAGCUCUUCUAUUGUUUUGUUUCAAUGUAGGUUUUGGGAGACCUCACUGAAUGAUAUCAAUUCUAUAACCACUAUCAAGGUGCGUCAGUCCACUGUUAUGUUUAUGAAUUGCUACAUCGCUCCUGUCACUGAAAUCUUCCAUAUGCACGAGAGCAAAAAGCCUCCAGCUGCUGCUACAAAACCAGUAUAUCUGGUAGUAAAUCCCUCAGAAAAACUGGUGUGGCACUGUUGUUAUUAUAACAAAGCAGUUCUAAUGACAGAUCGUGGUAGCUUCUUAACAAAUGAUGGCUUUGAGACCAGAGAAGAAAUUAAAGUCAUCUUCACUAGUGAUGCCACAAUCAAGGAUGCUGCGUUCUUAGGAGAGAACAUUCUUUUCUUCAUUGAUGGCUCAAUAUACCUUCUAACACAGGAGUGGCAAUUGCUUCAGCUUGAAAUUGAUCAGAAUCUUCCUAAAAAUACAGUCAAAGGAAUCACAUCAAGGAUCAGGUGCUGGAAGAAUUAUCCAAUUAUAGGUGACACAUUAAGCACAGUGGCAGUAUGGACAGAUACUGCUCUCUACCUUGCCAAAGAAAACAACAUGAAUAAUUUUACCAAAAAUGUGGAGUUGACUCUCUUGAGAAGUCCCUUCGACAUUCCAGAAGACUCCAUCAUAUUGACAGUGUCUUUUGCUUCUUAUCCUGCUGAGGUAGCAAUUUUGACUGGAACUGCAUUGAAUCAGCAAUUACGUCUCAUCAUUUACAAUGAAGUAACCAACACCUCAACACUAACUUCUGCUUUUUAUAGCACUAAAUUUGAAAUACUGAGUGGUGGACCCAUUAACUUGAUUUUCUUUGAGUCUACGUCAUUGUCUGCUUUGCUGUGGUCAGACAACAAUAUUUAUUACAGUUAUAACAACAACAGUGAUUAUGGAAAGAUGGAGGUGAUUGGAGAACCCCUGACUUCCAAUCCUGUUCAUCAGGUUGUCACAGAUUCUUCAAUGAACAUUCUGGUAAAGUCAACUACAAACAGAUUUUAUCACUGCAAGUAUGGCAUGACAGAGCUAAACCAAACAACUGGCAUAGUCAGCUUUGAAAUAGUACCCAGCAUUUCUGGAAUAACUUGUUCUUUACCAGAAAACAGGGUUAAGUAUUUCAAUAUUGGUUGUCCAAAAGGAAGACAUCUUCGUGUUCAGAGGCGAUGGGAGCUGAAAUGUGAAAGAACAAAUUUGACAAAUUAUUUUAUUCCAGGAUAUGAUGGUGAUACUUUCGUAAAACAUGUCGAUGCUAAUUUUGUAGUAUGGGAAAAGAAUGGGCGUAGAGACUUCUUCUACAAUGCCACAAUGAAGGAGGUUCAGUGCCUUCAAGAAGCACAAACUUGGGAUUCCAUGAUUUCUUUAACUGAGGCCUUUUCACCUGAUCAAACUGACAAAGUCUGGGGACCACAUAAUUACAGAAGCUGCUUUGAGCUGACACCUGGCUCCUUUGGAAACUUAACUAAACCUUAUGAAAUUCUGAAUAGCAGUGGCUACAACUAUUUGACUUGGCCAAAAGAUCACAAUGCCAUUUAUGUUUUUAUCAUCAAGAUUCUAGAUCCAAACUACAGGUAG
Molecule: messenger RNA, 1746 nt
Organism: Erpetoichthys calabaricus (reedfish)
Lineage: Eukaryota; Metazoa; Chordata; Cladistia; Polypteriformes; Polypteridae
Product: cation channel sperm-associated auxiliary subunit epsilon-like
Exons: 9
Coding region: 259-1746 (495 amino acids)
Biological process (GO): sperm capacitation; flagellated sperm motility
Cellular component (GO): CatSper complex; sperm principal piece
Source: RefSeq, a predicted model, not a curated record